ACAAUCAUUUCACUAUUCGAGAUCAUGUCGCCCAUAAGACUGGGCUUGCAUGAUCUGCUCGAGUAUGACCCUCGGUUCGGCGUGCUCAUCUGUCGAGAAUGCCAGUACGCCAUCCAGAAAAGCGCGCUGCAGAGCCACUUGCUCCGGCACAAGAUCUACCGCUCCGAAAGACAACGUCUACUGUCUUCUAUUGCUCAACUCGAUCUUUUCGAGCCACAUCAAGUUCCCUUGCCCGCCUCGUCUUCCCCGCCUAUCGACGCGCUACCCGUCAUCUCCGGCUAUCGAUGUACCGCGGUUGGGUGUGGGAAUCUAUGUGCUAGUGCUAAGCGCAUGAGACGCCACCAGAGCGAGGUCCAUGGGCUCAGCGAGCUUCCUAGUUCUCUUGCUUCGUUUGCCCGCCCGGUGAAACUUCAGACUUUCUUCCGCGGCACGAAACUGAGGUAUUUCGAGGUCACUGUUCCUCCUUCUCCAGACGCAGGUCCGGUUGGAACGGCGCCGCUGGCGGUCACCACUCUGGACAGAGAGGAUAGUGACCAAAGAGAUGAUGAGGAAGGGCAUCUUGAGCAAGUGCCUGAUGCGGACUCAGUGACGCCACGACCACCACGGCGUGUGGGAAAGUGUUCUCAGGCACCUCCGAAGUCCUCACCACCCGAUAUCGACCUAGAAACGCUAACGUAUUUCCACCAUUUCACCACCACCACGAGCCUCACGCUUCCCGUUGCCGAACACGCAUGGCCCGCAACGCACUACUGGCAGGCGGACGUUGUUCUCCAAGCCCUGCGGCGGCGAUGGCUGAUGUGCGGUCUGUUGGCCAUCUCGGCGUGCCAUUUGGUCGCGCUUGCGAAUGAUGCAACGACCGCGCGGGUUCAUCGCGAGCGAUUGGAGCAAUUCUCUUCGGAAUUCUCUAUCGGAUGGGAAGAGUCAGGGAAGUGUGCGGUGGCCGCUGGGAUAGAGGACGAUGCCAACAUCGUAGCUGGGCAAAUAAGGUGUUUGCUGUGUUGUGCGCAUUGGGCGUUCGCUGAAUCUCCACUGCUUGAUCAAGGCAUCGUCUCGGAGCCUGAGACUAUGCCUUUUCGACUGCAGUCCUUUCUGACGACCAUCCGGGGUUUUGUCGUGCCCGAUAUUACCCUUCAUCCUGGCGACCGCGUCCAGACUGACGAUGACCAUGGCCAAGGAGAAGCAUUCGCCCAGGCAAAGGAAAUUCUCAGGUUGAGGACCUCGUUUUCAAACGCUAGAAGCUUCGACACAUUUACUCCACACGACGGCACCUCCUCCGCUGUUUUCAGCCGCCUGAGCGCGCUCCCUUAUCGCAUGGCAGAGGCAUUUGGAAGACCAGAGAGUACCCGAGAUGUCCUGGCCGCGCUGGCGGCCAUCGCCGCUCUGGUGAAAUGCUGUGCCAUUAGCUUUGCGUCCAGUGAGGUGGAAGUGGCGUGGCGCGGUAUGGCGACGUGGUUAACAAAGGUCUCGGAGCAUUUUAACAACAUGGUUUCAUGCCACAACCCAGCUGCACUCGUCGUAGUGGCCCAUUGGGCGGCAUCAUUGGUCAGGCGAGCUGAGCACUGCGGAUUCUGGUUCUUGAAGGGCGCUGCGAAGACGACUCUGGCGCAAAUUGCGGAACAACUUCCUGCGGAAGACCGAGCGGUGCACCGUCUAUUUUUGGAGGUCUGUGAGCAUGAGCCGUGA
Trematosphaeria pertusa is the source of this 1683-nucleotide messenger RNA. RefSeq lists its product as uncharacterized. The coding region runs from base 25 to 1683 and encodes 552 amino acids. Gene Ontology annotation, molecular function: DNA-binding transcription factor activity, RNA polymerase II-specific. Gene Ontology annotation, biological process: regulation of transcription by RNA polymerase II. NCBI's taxonomy places the organism in Eukaryota, Fungi, Ascomycota, Dothideomycetes, Pleosporales, Trematosphaeriaceae. The transcript has a single exon. The record is from RefSeq and is a predicted model, not a curated record.